Molecule: messenger RNA, 2122 nt
Organism: Cannabis sativa
Lineage: Eukaryota; Viridiplantae; Streptophyta; Magnoliopsida; Rosales; Cannabaceae
Product: probable terpene synthase 11
Exons: 8
Coding region: 52-1818 (588 amino acids)
Biological process (GO): diterpenoid biosynthetic process
Molecular function (GO): magnesium ion binding; terpene synthase activity
Source: RefSeq, a predicted model, not a curated record
UGGAGCUUGUAGUAAUUAAAACUCAGCAUACAGAAGAAGAAUAUAGAAAUAAUGCAAAUGGCAGGAGUGAAGUUCAUUAGCUACUCAUCUUUAUACUCGGCUACUUUCUCAAAGAGGCCAUCGGUUAUUAGAGAAGUUUAUUCACUGAAGAAGAAGAAGAAUUAUAAGCUUCCUCGUUUUGGUAAUCCAUUAUUCAUGUCAACAAAAUGCCAGAGUAUAUCAUCAUCAUCAUCACCACCACCAUUAUUGUCAAUAGAUCAUGAUCCAGGGAUGGUCGCUGAUUAUUAUGACAAUUAUAAGAGUACUACCUCGGAAGAGCUGUUGAUCAAAAAGGUUGAAAUGGCAUUACGAAAACCUACUGAUGAUCAAAGUUACAAAAUGAGGCUCAUAGAUAGCAUCCAACGGUUGGGAGUUGGCCAUUAUUUCGAAGAAGAAAUCAAAGUAAUCCUUCAGAUGUUGUCAGAUUUCAAUUCCGGCCAAGAUGACCUCUUUAACACGGGGCUUCGUUUUCGGCUACUCAGGCAUAAUGGCUUUCCAACUACCUCAGAUGUUUUUGACAAAUUCAUCAACCAAAAAGGAGAAAUAGAGGAUGUAAUAAUGGGCCAAGACACAUUGGGUAUGCUGAGCUUGUAUGAGGCAUCCUACCUUGCAGCAAAUUGUGAAGAAUCAUUGGUGAAGGCAAUGGAAUUCACAAGAUCUCAUCUGAAAAGUUCGAUGCCUUUCAUAACCCAAAAGCUACAAAAUGAAGUUGCCAAAGCCUUGGAGCUCCCUAGACACCUGAGGAUGGCACCAUUAGAAGCUCGAAACUACAUCGACGAAUAUGGCAAAGAAUUAAACCACUGCCCUGCUCUUCUUGACUUAGCCAAGUUAGAAUUUAACGAGCUUCAGUCACUCCACAAAAGAGAAUUAACCGAGAUCAUAAGGUGGUGGAAACAGUUGGGUCUGGUUGAGAAACUUGGUUUUGCAAGAGAUCGACCCUUAGAAUGUUUUCUAUGGGUAGUGGGAAUAUUCCCUGGGAAAUGCUAUUCCAACGUCCGGAUUGAGCUGGCCAAAACUGUUUCAAUCUUACUAGUCAUUGAUGAUAUCUACGACACUUACGGAUCUUUGGAUGAACUCCACUUGUUCAAUCAUGCAAUUCUAAGAUGGGAUCUUGGUGCAAUGGACAAGCUUCCUGAGUACAUGAAAAUAUGUUACAUGGCACUAUACAAUACUACUAAUGAAAUUGGCUACAGAGUUCUCAAAGAACAUGGAUUAUGCGUUACACAACACUUAAAGAAAGUGUGGUUAGACAUAUUUGAUGCAUUUCUAACCGAAGCAGAAUGGUUCGACAAAAAAUACACUCCAACUCUAGAGCAAUAUUUAACAAACGGCGUAACUAGUGGAGGAUCCUACAUGGCCUUAGUGCACUCAUUUUUCCUCAUAGGUCAUGGUAUUACAGACCAAACUAUAUCAAUGAUGCACCCAUAUCCUGAGAUCUUCUCCCACUCAGGCAAAAUUCUAAGACUUUGGGAUGAUUUGGGAACAGCCAAGGAGGAGCAAGAGAGAGGAGAUGUUGCUUCUAGCAUAGAUUGUUAUAUGAAAGAAGAGAAUAUUGAAUCGGAAGAUGAGGCCAGAAAACACAUCAAGAAACUGAUUAGAAGCUCGUGGAUAGAGCUAAACGGAGAGUUGAAGGCUCCUAGUGCAUUGCCUCGGUCGAUCACCACGGCCUGUUUUGACCUUGCUAGAACAGCCCAAGUCAUCUAUCAACAUGGAGAUGAUCAAAGCUUUUUAAGCGUAGAAGAUCAUGUACAAUCUUUGUUUUUUCGACCCUGUCAAUGAUUUUUCAUCAAAACCAUAUAUAUGUAUAAUAAUACAACAUUAGCAUCAUACACGAAGUUUUUACCAUUAAAAAAAUGAAUGGAAAAUGCAAAAAUAGAAUUCCAUUCAAGAACUUCGAGACCCAACAAAUUACGCAAUUUAAUCAUGUCAUAUCUAAAUUCAGUUGGAGUUGGGAUUUAGGGACUAAUACAAAAUUUGAUAUAAUAAUAAUUACAUUAAAUAAAAUUGUACUGUUUUUUCUUUUCUUUUUUUUUUUUACUAUAAAAAAUUGGGGACAUUAUAAGAAAACCAAAAAGUUCUGGCC